Messenger RNA from Paramecium octaurelia, 3765 nucleotides. The record is from the annotation of a GenBank genome assembly. NCBI's taxonomy places the organism in Eukaryota, Ciliophora, Oligohymenophorea, Peniculida, Parameciidae.
AUGAUAAUUGCUCUUUUUAUUUCCUUGAUUUAAAUAGCAAAUUUUUAGGAAGCCAAUUUUAUGCUUUAUUGUGAUAAAGAUAUAGUGUUGUAGAAUGGAGAAAAUUACAUUCCUACUAUUUAUGAUUAAAAUUCUCCAAAUAAUUUUUCUUUUAGAGAUUAGCCUGAAUAUCUAGAACUUUUAGAUACUUUUAAAAUAAAUCGGCAAAAUAUUAUAUAUUCAUCAUUAACAAAUCAACACCUUAUCAUUAUGAACAAAUAUGGAAAUAGAUAUUCUUUAGAAAAAUUUAACCUGAUAUUUCAUUUCACCGAAAAUCAGAUAAUGAAUUAUACUUUAGCUUAAGUUUAUGAGACUGAUUUAGAAAUUGGUUAAUGUGCAAAUAUAAUAUUUGUAGAUUUAUUAUUUUCAAAUAUAAGCAUUAUUUGCGAAUAUGAUGAUUAAUAUAUUGUUUAUAUGUUGUAUUAAGAGAAAAAAGAUUCACCUAUAAUCAUCUAGAAUUCAUAUAAUUUAAGAAUAUUAGAAUAGUGCACUUUUUCUAUUUAUUCGCAUUAGUACUAAUAGAUUUUGAUUCUAAGUUUUGAUAAUUGCAAAACCUGGAUUAUUUAUAAAUGUGACAUUGAACGGAUUUAAGUACUUGCUGAAUCAAAUAAUUUUAACAAUUAAAUUUUGAGACAUAUUGAAUAUAGUAACGUGAUUAUUAUGCAAUUUGACCAUCUGAUAAUUAAUGUUUAUUCAAAUAUUACGCUUUAUGAAAACAAAUAUCAAAAAAUACUAAAUUUCAAAUAAUACGAUGAGUAGUUUGUAAUUGUAGUCGAAAAAACAAACAACGAUGUUGUCGAUGAUCUAUAAUCUAAAAAUUUAAUCCUUUACAGAAUCCAAAACCCAUAAAAAAUAAUAAAAACUUUUCAUUUUAUCAUUUUAUAAUUUGAUACAUAUUUAGAAUAUAUAAACCCUUUCUCCAUAAGUUAUUUUCUACAAUUAAAAAUGAAUUAACGAACUUCACUUUUUUGUAAUAAUCCCUUAUUAAUAUUAAUCAAUGAAUUUCAUGAAUUGCAUGUAAUUAAAAUAAAUCAGCAUUCCAACUAUUUAAUCUGCAAUGAAUAUGAAUCUCAAAAUUAAAUUAGUUUAAUAGAAAACAUGUUCCACAGAGAUUUGAAGAUAUUAACUGGUUAAAUUAUCCAUAAAAAAACUUAUGAGCAAGAAUUUAUUAAUAAUUCCUAUAAUAUUCAAAUUAGUCUACUUUAAAAUUAAUUCUACUUUUCCUUGUAUACAGGUUUGUUCUCAAAAUUGAAAUUGACCCCAGAUCUAAUUUUUUUAAAUAAUAGCAGCAAAAUUUAAUGCAAUCUCAUAAAAUACACCAUAUUAAGUAGGUCUUGCAUUGAUCUAAUUAAAAAUUAUCUUUGGAUAAAAGAAUUUGUUGUCUAUUAUUAAUUGCAUGUUUUAUAUUAAUAAGAAAAUCUAGAACUUAUGUUGAUGAAUUGUGUAACAAAUAAAUCCUUUGCUGUUGGUAAAUUUGAGGCUCUAAAAAUAGAAGAACCUUAAUUUUAUAUUUUUAAGACUUAAAUUUUUAUACCCUAUGAAGAUGGAACAAAAGUUUUGUGCCUAGAAAUUAGAAAUGGUGCAAGCAGCAUUAGUCCAAAAAUUAUUAAAAUCUAAGGACGAUUAAAAAAAAUUCUAUGUUAUAAAAACAUGUAUAUCAUUAUUACAAAAGCAUAUUAAAUGUUUUUGUACUAAAACAAAUUAAUGGCAGUUUCAACUAAAGAUAUAGCAGAAUUAGGAAUAAUUUCCGUUUAUUAAUGUGAAAAUUUUGAAAUCUUUUUUGGCGUUAUAAAGGCUUGUAGUUUUAACUAAACAAUAAUAAUUAAUACCCAAAUAUUUACUGUUUAAUUCAAUUUGGAUACCUAAAUUCUUUCUAUCAUUUAAAUAAAAUCAACCUAUAAUUCCUACAUUUUGAUAGAAAAAACAAAAAAAGAAUAAAUUAACGUGAACAAAUACGAAUUGAUAGGUAAUUAAAAAAUCCUACUUUUUACACUACCAAAGUUCAGAUUUGAAUAUUAGAUUCCUAUUAAAUAUGUAACAGCUGGUAAUUUUCUUGCAAUAGCAGCAACUAGUAAUAAUACGAAAGUAAUCUUAAUUUAUUAUCUAAUCAAUGACUAUCAUGAUAUUUUAAUUGAUAUUAUAAUUGUAGAUGGUUUUUAUUUCCAUUUCUGCUCUGAUAAUUCACUAGCGAUUUUAAGUAAUUAAUAAUGGAAAAUUUAUGAUCUACAAUCUCUUGACUUGAAUUGUAAAAUUGAGGAAAAAUUUGUUGAAAACUCAAAGAUUUUUAAUUAUGAAUUAUAAUAAAUUUCAAAAAUCAAUUAAAAAGAUCAAAAGAAAAUCACCCUUAAUUUGGAACUUAUAAACCUAACAGGAAAUAUAAUUCAAAGCAAAUCUUCUGUAGCAACAUUCAGAUUUAACAAUACAAAGUAAAAAAUUGUAUUUGAUCCUCAAAUUUUAGUUGCAGGUCCUAUCUACAAUAUAACUUCUUCAAAUGCGGCUAUUAAGCCUCCACUUUAAAACAUAAGAAAUAUAACUAAAACUUAAUGUGCUGAGUUAAUUUAAACUAUAUGUUAUAAUACAGAAAAUAACGAAAUUUUCUUAGAUCUUUUAAACAAUACAAUUUAUAAGUAUAUAGGGUAAAAGCAUUUAGAAGCAUUUAAAAGCGAAGAAUAUUAUAUUAUAGCUUAUUUUUCUGGAGAUUUUGUAUAAAACUUCGAAAUAUAUAAACAAAAUGAAGGAUUGAUUAUAAAAACAAAUAUAUAACAAUAAUUCAGAAUGAAAUAUGAUUGGAUAACUAUAUUUUCAAAUUAUUGUUUAAUAUAGUAAAAUGAGCAAUUACACGUUUAUGUAAUUUAGUCAGAUUAAUUGAUUAAAAUUGAUACUUUAGAAUUUUAAUGUCGUGAUUGUGAGACAAUCAAAGUGAAAAAUUCUAACAAUACAAUAAUGAUAUCAUCAAGUGUAAAUGCUCAUUUCUCAUUCGAAUCAUUUGUAAUUUUGUAAAUAAUUAAAAACAAAGUUUAUUUACAUUAAUUUAAUAAAGUAGAGGAAGAGUUUUUGCUUUAAGAAUUAAAAAAUAUAGAAUUAAUAAGGUUUUACAAUCUCAGUUCAAUCUAGGAUAAUUAAUUGUCAGGUAAAAUAGUUGCGUUUUAACUUCAUCAAUAAAUAUACGUGCUUGACAUUGUCCUAAAUUUAGAAUUAAAUUAGUUAAAAAUUUCUCGCCAGAUAGGAACUGUUUCAUAUUUUGGAAUUACCUAUGUGAAUCAGAUUUUUAUCCUUGAAUCAUAUUUAAUGUUAAUCUCAAGUGAUUAUUCUUAAUAUACCUUAUUACUCUUAUAUAAUUUGUCAGACUUUUCAGUUUGUAAUUCUAAAUAUCCAAUUUAAACUGUCCAUAUUGAUUAGUUUCCAUAAAUUCAAUUUUACAAUCUUACUCAUUUUUUUAUUACUUUUAAGAUGAGUGAUUAAAUUUAACUAUUUCAGAUAUCAGAAUAUUCAUUAGAAAUACAAAACACCUCAAAUAAAUAUGCAAAUCUUUUGUUUAAAAACAGUGAGCAAAGUUUAGAAUUCUAAGCAGAAUUAAUUUAAAUUUCAAACCAAAGUUUAUUUUCUAUUUGCUAAAAAUACAUUUUCUAUUUAAUUUUAUUGUCUUGCCUAAUAUUUUGUUAUUUAUCAAAGCGAAAAAAAAAAUAAAGACACGAGAUUGAAAAUCACAGUGAGAUUGAAUUAUGA